Molecule: messenger RNA, 932 nt
Organism: Colletotrichum phormii
Lineage: Eukaryota; Fungi; Ascomycota; Sordariomycetes; Glomerellales; Glomerellaceae
Product: 60S ribosomal protein L19
Exons: 4
Coding region: 253-834 (193 amino acids)
Biological process (GO): translation
Cellular component (GO): ribosome; cytosolic large ribosomal subunit
Molecular function (GO): structural constituent of ribosome; RNA binding
Source: RefSeq, a predicted model, not a curated record
CUGCGUGCAUCUGCCCCUAAGACACCCCAAAGGGCCUAUGUCGUUGGCGACACGUGACCUAGAUGCGAAAGUGUGGCCUCGAUUUUUCCGGGCUCGCUUACCCAUCGCCCCACAUCGCCCACACAGAGUCAGCCCCGACUCUGCUCUCACACUUCGCCUUUCAGAAAAAUUGGCCUCCUGUCACCCCUCUCGAAAUUUCAACACCCUCGACUCCCCCGGUAGGUACGACCAUCGACUAGGACAGCAUUCAAGAUGGUCAAUCUGCGAACUCAGAAGCGCCUUGCCGCGUCGGUCAUCGGCUGCGGUGAGCGCAAGAUCUGGCUCGACCCCAACGAGGUCAACGAGAUCUCCAACGCCAACUCUCGCCAGACCAUCCGCAAGCUCGUCGCCGAUGGCCUCAUCAUCCGCAAGCCCGUCACCAUGCACUCGCGGUCCCGUGCCCGUGAGCUGAACCUGGCCCGCCGCAUCGGUCGCCACCGUGGCUUCGGUAAGCGCAAGGGUACCGCUGAGGCCCGUAUGCCCAGCCAGGUCCUCUGGAUGCGCCGCCUCCGUGUCCUUCGCCGUCUGCUGGUGAAGUACCGUGCUUCCGGCAAGAUCGACAAGCACCUUUACCACGAGCUUUACCACUCCAGCAAGGGUAACGCCUUCAAGCACAAGCGUGCUCUCGUUGAGCACAUUCACCGUGCCAAGGCCGAGAAGGCCCGCGAGAAGGCCCUCAAGGACGAGAUGGACGCCAAGCGCGCGAAGACCAAGGCUGCCCGCGAGCGCAAGGUGGAGAGACAGACGGCGAAGAGAAACGCUUUGUUGGGCGAGGGCGAGGAGGAGGCCAAAUAGAUGAUCACGAUCGAUCUCGGUCCUUAGGCGGCUGCAUUCGGAGUCAUCGGGUUGGGUCUUCUUUUUUUACGUCCUACUGUCCCUAUUGUCGCAGCAGG